Messenger RNA from Synchiropus splendidus (mandarinfish), 1575 nucleotides. Its product is annotated as insulin-like growth factor-binding protein 1. Gene Ontology annotation, biological process: regulation of insulin-like growth factor receptor signaling pathway. Gene Ontology annotation, cellular component: extracellular region. NCBI's taxonomy places the organism in Eukaryota, Metazoa, Chordata, Actinopteri, Syngnathiformes, Callionymidae. The transcript has 4 exons. Gene Ontology annotation, molecular function: insulin-like growth factor I binding; insulin-like growth factor II binding. Bases 20 to 847 code for a protein of 275 amino acids. The record is from RefSeq and is a predicted model, not a curated record.
UUCAUAACGCCGGCUAUAAAUGCGGCUGCGCGCCGACCGCACUUCAAUAUUUCUCUCCCAAAACCUCUCAGCUAUGUUCGGAUCCCACUUGGAAAGCUUGGUGCUGCUGCUGCUUGGCGCGCUCUCCCCCGGCUCGCUGGGCUCCCCGGUCCCGGGGCAGGAGCCGAUCCGCUGCGCCCCGUGCACCCCGGAGAGAUUGAGCCAGUGUCCGGCGGUGGAGCCCGGCUGCGCGGAGGUGCUGCGGGAGCCCGGUUGCAGAUGCUGCCUCGCCUGCGCCCUGAGAGCCGGGGACCUGUGCGGGAUCCACACGGCGCCGUGCGGCUCCGGACUGAGGUGCGCCCCGAGACCCGGCGACCCCCGGCCGCUGCACUCGCUCACUCGCGGACAAGGCGUGUGCGCCGAAGUCACCGAGCCCGAACCGACACCGGAACCUCAGACACAAGACCUGGGGGAACCGGAGACGGAGAACACGGCGGUCAUCUCGGACCCGGGGUUCGUUCACUUCCUCCCGGGCCACAACAGACCGUAUGACCCGCGGGCCGCAGCGGACGCGCAAGAAAGCAUGAAAGCCAAACUGAACGCGAUCCACAAAAAGCUGGUGGAACAGGGUCCCUGUCACGUCGAGCUUCAGCGAGCACUGGAGAGGAUCGGCCUGUCCCAACAGAAACUGGGGGACAAGUUGACCCGGUUCUACCUCCCCAACUGCGACAAGCACGGACUCUACAAACCCAAGCAGUGUGAGUCCUCGCUGGACGGACAGAGGGGUCGGUGCUGGUGCGUCCACUCCUGGAACGGCAAGAGGAUGUUGGGUUCCACCGACCUGGCACCCGAAGAAGAGUGUCCUUAGAGACCAGAAGAAGAAGUUGUGUGUUUAUUUAUUGUCCAUGGUGGUGUCUGAUUCAGGUACACUGUCGUCGUGGGACUGCAGGUCCGACUCCUCAAACUCCCGUCCCAAAGAGAGAGAAAUUUAUUUUUGUUUUGAAUGCAUUCACUUCGACUCUUCAGCCUUAUUUAUUCCAACGACUUUAUGUAAUUAUUUUAUUUAUAUCAGUUGUGUUGUUUAUGUUUUUAUUAUUGUUGUUUUUAUGCCUUGCGAUUUCUUUAAAUGUACUUCGGCGCGGACGAACUCCAUCGUCGGGGCCGCUCGGUUUGUGAGAGCCGGGGAAAGCACUGAGUGUACAAAUGUUUUCUCUUAUUUUUUUUUUCUUUAAAUAUUUAAUUUUUUUGAUCUGCCGACCGCGUGACACAUUGACCCGUGACGUCUGGACUCACUCUCAGAACUCAUCCCCCAUGAUUCCAUGGGGUUGCCGAUCGCCUCUUAGACGGGUAUUUGUACAUCGACCUACCUCCGAUAUUUAUCUGUCUGUUGUGCUUUGAGUUGUGAAAAAAAAAACAAACUCUGACCACAUGACCACCACUGGGACCGGUCCGCUGGGCUCGGUUCUACAGAACAUGCUGCUGUCGGAGAGAGCUCAAUGUUCCAAACUGCUUGUAUGUGCGCAUGUGUGUACACUUUUGUAACUAAGAUGUUAUGUAAAGAAAGAAGUGAUAUAUUUAAUAAAAACAUUAACCUCA